CUGCCUGCUCCGUGGCAGGUUUUUAUAAUUCUUUUCCUGCAUACAGAGUGGGGGAGGCACUGGAGGGCUGCGGUGAAUCAAAAGUUGGGGAAAGGGGUCCUCUGCUGGGCUGGGGCUCAGAUACCGCCGGAAGCUCUCCUGAGUACUAGGGCCGAAGAGGGGGCUAGGCAGCCCGGGUGAGUCACCAGUGCGUUUUGUUUCCUCCUCACUCCCUCCCCCCACCCCCACCCCGCACCCCAGACGCGUGGCUCCUCCCCUACGGGGGCGGGCCCGAAUAGGAGAAAGCUCCACCCCCUCCGACCCGCCCCCGGCCCCCGGUGCGAAUUUUGCGCUGGGGAGCGGCGGGCGAUGCUGGAGGCUCGCGGAGCUGGGGAGCGGCUGGACUCGGCGCCGCAUCUCCCCCGCCCCGAGCGGACGCUGUCCUGCCGCCAGCUGCGGCGUCCCCGGAGCCUCCGGAGCCCCUGGAGCCUCGAGCCAGCGGCUUCCUCCUCGUGACGGGACAGGCGCUGCAGACCGGGUCCGGCAAUGCCGUUUGGCUGUGUGACUCUGGGAGAAAAGAAGGACUAUAAUCAGCCAUCUGAGGUGACAGACAGAUAUGACUUGGGGCAGGUCAUCAAAACGGAGGAGUUCUGCGAGAUUUUUCGAGCCAAGGAUAAGGCGACAGGGAAGCUGCAUACCUGUAAGAAGUUCCUAAAGAGAGAUGGGCGGAAGGUGCGCAAAGCGGCCAAGAAUGAGAUCAUCAUCCUGAAAAUGGUGAAGCACCCCAACAUCCUGCAGCUGGUGGACGUGUUUGUGACCCGCAAAGAAUACUUCAUUUUCUUGGAGCUGGCCACAGGGAGGGAAGUGUUUGACUGGAUUUUGGACCAGGGAUACUACUCAGAGCGAGACACAAGCAACGUGGUGCGGCAAGUCCUGGAGGCCGUGGCCUACCUGCAUUCCCUGAAGAUUGUGCAUCGAAACCUCAAGUUGGAGAAUCUGGUAUACUACAACCGGCUGAAGAAUUCCAAGAUUGUCAUCAGCGACUUCCACUUGGCCAAGCUAGAGAAUGGACUCAUCAAGGAACCCUGCGGGACCCCAGAAUACCUGGCUCCUGAGGUAGUCGGCCGACAGAGGUAUGGACGGCCUGUGGAUUGCUGGGCAAUUGGAGUCAUCAUGUACAUUCUGCUGUCAGGAAACCCCCCCUUUUAUGAGGAGGUGGAAGAAGAUGAAUAUGAAAACCAUGACAAAAACUUGUUUCGCAAGAUCCUUGCUGGAGACUACGAGUUUGACUCACCAUACUGGGAUGACAUCUCACAGGCAGCCAAAGAUUUAGUGACCCGAUUGAUGGAAGUGGAGCAGGACCAGAGAAUCACUGCUGAAGAGGCUAUCUCCCAUGAAUGGAUUUCAGGAAAUGCUGCUUCAGAUAAAAACAUCAAGGAUGGAGUUUGCGCCCAGAUUGAGAAGAAUUUUGCCAGGGCCAAGUGGAAGAAAGCUGUCCGUGUCACCACGCUCAUGAAACGGCUGCGGGCUCCAGAGCAGUCCAAUGCAGCCGCUGCCCAGGCUGCUCCAGCCACGGACACUGCCAACCCGGCGGCAGGUGGGGGGGCCACAGCCGCAGCCCCAAGCGGCGCCGCUUCCGCUCCGGCCGCAGAGAGCGCCGCCGCACCUGCUGCCAAAAGCGGUGAUGCGUCGGCCACCGACGGCAGCAUCACCCCGGCUACUGACAGGAGCGCCACCCCGGCCACCGACGGCAGCGUCACCCCAGCCACCGAUGGCAGCGUCACCCCGGCCACCGACGGCAGCGUCACCCCAGCCACCGACAGGAGUGCCACCCCGGCCACGGAUGGAAGCGCCACGCCGGCAAGUGGAGGGAGAGCCACCCCUGCUACAGAAGAGCACACGACACCAGCCCCCCAAAGCAGCAACACGUCUGCUUCCAAGGCAGCUGUGCCCCCCGAGCUGGCCCCGGCCCAACCGGACAGCACAGCUUCGGGGGUCCAGUCGGUACAGGCUCCGUCCACGUGUAAAGGAGAAGAGGCUGCCAGCUCCGCCCCGGAGGCCAGGAGCGAGACCGGCUGAGCCGGACAGGGGAAUGGGUGGGGGGAGGGCGAAAGGGAGGGUGGGCAUGGGGGAGGGUCUCACUGUACAUAGAGUCACUGGCAUGACAACCCCUGUUUCUUGGAAGGGCCACAGGCUAGCCAAGCCAUGCGGCAACCUGUGGCUAGGGGGUAUGGCCUGACCCCCUCCCCUGUGGGAUGGAUCCCUAGGGGCUACAAGAGAGCUGUCUCUUCUUCUGUAUGUGCGAGUGGGUGGGGGAGGCCCUGGCUGGCCCCGGCCCCUGCAUGGACUUUUUGUGGCUUUUUUUUUUGUCUUUUACUGGCUUCCCCUAUUUCUGUUCCUUGCUGGACACUGCUCUAGGGACACUGCCCCUCUUCCGUCAUGAUUCCCCUAAGCCCCACAGGUCCUGUCCACUCCCAGAUGUGGAAGUCCUGUCCACUUCCCCUGAGAGCUGGUCAUGUGGUGAGGUUGUGGGGUGAGGGAUCAAGGUGACCCCCUCAGCCUCUCUGGUGCAUGUCUGACUCCCUCUCUGCACAUGGACAGAAAGGUUAGGGGCAGAAGAUGACAGAAUGAUUGAGCCCAGAGCUCAAGAAUGACCCUCUCUACUAUACUCCAUGACCUUAGAAAGGAGAAAAAGAGUGGGUGUGAUUUAAAAAAUGUGUUUUAGCAAAGUGUAUACAGAUGCAAAGAGAAGCUGUCCUGAAUGCAAUCCAGCCUGACCUUCUUAGAAGUCGUUGCUGGGGACCUCAUCCUUGCUUCUUAGUCUCAUCCUCACAGCUUUGAAGCAGUCCUAAAAAAUGCAGUGGGCCAAGGGAGAGAGAGACAGCUCUUGAGGGUAGAGGAGCAGUAGGGAUGGCUUGAGCUGAGACCUGAGUCCUUAUGGGAAUGAGCAGAAAGGUUGAAGGGAAAGAAGGAGGGAUCAGAUGAUACGGUCUCUGUAUUAUGGUCACCCACAUGUGGGAGCAGGGGCCAAAGGUCAGUUGGUUUCAAAGUCCUACUUGUUCCAGCCCAGCCCUCUUCUUUCCUCUCAGGCUAUCAACCCAUUACCCAAACCCAAAAGUACCCUCAAUAUAUCAAUUUCCUAUUGUUUGUAUAUUUUGGGGAUCUGCCUCUUCAUGAAUUGAUUUCUCUAUCACCCAUUUCACCAAUAACAUGGAGGUAGAAAAACUCAGUGUUCUUCAGUCCCGUCCCGUCCCCCACUAGGGCCUGGAGGGAGGUCUAGAACACAACACCUUGCUAACCUUGCAGGGGUCCUGAAGGAAUCCCAAGUUUCUUUUUCUGAUAGGUGAGAAUGUGGGCUGGGUUCCAUUGGUCCCUCAUACGAGGGAGCUAAGGAUCAAGGGAAGGAACAUGGCAGGAACCCCUUGUAAGAACCUGCUGCUAAGGGCGGGGGCAGCUAUGCCAUCCCCCUGCCCCUAUGUCCCUACCCCAGGCUCAAGGCUUCUUGCCCCUUGCCUGAGGGUUUCUGCAAUGGUUGUGCCCCAGCUCCCCCUGCAUGCCCGUGGGUUUGAUGUGGCGCUCAGAGGCCAGCAGGGCUAGACUGUGCGUCUUGCUGUAAUUGGCAAAUAAAUGUCACCUUGCCAAAG
This is a messenger RNA of Sarcophilus harrisii (Tasmanian devil), 3623 nucleotides long. It is a transcript of the gene CAMKV, whose product is annotated as CaM kinase like vesicle associated. The record is from RefSeq and is a predicted model, not a curated record. Gene Ontology annotation, cellular component: intracellular anatomical structure. The coding region runs from base 526 to 2058 and encodes 510 amino acids. Gene Ontology annotation, biological process: peptidyl-serine phosphorylation. Gene Ontology annotation, molecular function: ATP binding; calmodulin binding; calcium/calmodulin-dependent protein kinase activity. Lineage: Eukaryota; Metazoa; Chordata; Mammalia; Dasyuromorphia; Dasyuridae. The transcript has 11 exons.